This is a messenger RNA of Lepisosteus oculatus (spotted gar), 5857 nucleotides long. Lineage: Eukaryota; Metazoa; Chordata; Actinopteri; Semionotiformes; Lepisosteidae. The record is from RefSeq and is a predicted model, not a curated record.
AAACAACCUACAAAACGCGAAGACUUAUUUAUUUCGCUGACCGUUCGCUCGCCUACGGACCGACGGUCACGGUGCUGGCCCUACAUGAGCCUACAGCAAGCGCUGGGUGGCCCAAUCUGUGCCCGCCGGGGCCCCCCUCCCCCUUAGAUAAAAAAAUGAAGUUGAUAAAUAAGAUCCGGCCGGCGUCCUCGGCAGAGAAGGCGGUACAUGGCGCCCGAGCAGAAUGCCGGAGCGGUUAUAGCAGAAACAGAUCUGUUUCGCGUCUCAGGGGCCGAGGGCAGAAGGGAGGCGACUCGGAACCGAAGCAGGGCAUGGACUCGGAGGAGAAUGAGGUGGAGAGCAGCAGUGACGCGGGGCCCUCAGGCCUGGAGCAGCCCUCGGAGAGCGGCCUGGGCAUGGAGACGUCCGAAGCCAUGUCCGCCGACAGCAGCGACACGGCGGCCCCGCCCCUCCUCGCACCCGAGUCCGACUCCCACGUGGGACAGAGCUCCGAGGGGCUGGUGGAGUUGAUCCCAGAGACCAGCUCCAGCACUGAUGUUAGAGCUGUCAUCCAUCUCCCGGACUCUUCCUCCGUCGCCCAGUCGACCAGGGUCUCCAGCGUCUCCACGGUGACGCAGUCCAUCCUGGUGUCGGAGUCGGCGCAGGUCCUGGUGCAUUCCAGCGCGGUGUCCGAUGGCGCCAUGAUCGUGUCCGACUCCACGGCCUCCACCUCUACCGACCUGGGCUCCGCCAUCGACAAGAUCAUCGAGUCCACCAUCGGACCGGACAUCAUAAGCGGCUGUAUCACAGUGACCAGUGCAGAGGAGGGAGGUGCUGAGACCACCCAGUAUCUCAUUCUGCAGAGACCGGACGACGGUGCCCCCAUGGUGUCCCAGAUGUCCUCCUCUGCCCUGUCCAGCCGCAUCACCAUUGAAGCACUGGGGGAGCGACCGACUUCCACCUGUCUGGACCAGUCGGAGCUGACGGAGGGCCGGCGGACGAGCCUGCCUGACCACGAGGGGAUGGACCCAGACCAGCCUGACCAGCCCGGGCACUCGGGGUACCCUGAGCACGAGGAGCACAUGAGCCACCCCGACCAGACUCGGCACUCCCGGUACAUGGAGUGCAGCGCAGAUGACCCCAGCCACUCCCAGUACAUGGAGUGCGCGGUCGACACCCCCGACCAGCCCCAGCACUCCCGCUACGUCGACUGCAGCGCGGGUGACCCCGAGCAGUCGAGGCACUCGCGGGGGUACGCGGAGUGCGGCGGCGGGGAGGACGACUCCAACCAGUCGCGCCAUUCGCAGUACGUGGAGUGCAGCUCGGACCGCCCGGGCCGGCCGCAGCACUCCCAGUACGUGGAGUGCGCCGUGGACCGCUCUGACCAGGCCCUGCGCUCUCCGUACGACCACUGCGGCGUGGGCCACUCGGAGCAGCCUCAGCACUCGCAGCCGUACGUGGAGUGCAUCGUGGACGGCCCCGACCAGCCCCAGCACUCCGAGUACAUCGAGUGCUGCGUGGACAAUUCGGAUCAGCCGCAGCCCGCCCAGGACUACCCGGACUGCGACCAGCCCCAGCACUCCUGCUAUAUCGAGUGUAGCGCUGUCCCCGACUCGGACGGGCCCCAGCACUCCCUGUACGAGGAAGAAGAGGACUCCGUGGAUCACCCUGACCAGCCCCAGCGCUCUCAGUUCGUGGGAUGCAGUGCCGAAGCCGUCGACAGCGCCCAGCGGUCCCAGCAUGUGGGGUGCUCCGGGCAGCUUCCCGACCAGCCCCAGGGCUCCCACUACAUCGAGAGCAGUGGCGACGUCCCCGAAGGGCCCCGGCGCGCGGCGUACCCCGAGCGGGAAGCGGUCCCGCACCAGGCGCUCCACCUCAGCCGGGAGACGGAGAGGGGGCGCGCGAGGGGGCUGCCCGCCGAGGUGGGGCUCAGGGACCGGCCCCCCGACCUGGCAGAGCUGGAGGAGAUGAUGGAGGUGGUGGUGGUGCAGCAGUUCAAGUGCAAGAUGUGUCCCUACAAGAGCGUCUCCAAGGACACCCUCAUCAACCACAUGAGAGACAGGCACUUCAAGCACACCGGGGCCCCGCCGCCGAAGAAGCGUGGGCGCGGGCGUCCGCGGCGCUGUGACUCCCCUGCCCCCCGGCAGGGCGAGGUGAAGGCGGAGGAGCCCGCGGAGGAGGAGGACGACGACAUCGUCGAUGCCGGGGCCAUCGACGACCCCGCAGACGACAGCGACUACAACCCGGCCGAGGACGACUGCAGGGGCCGCCAGCCUGCCCUCCUCCGUACUGCCCCCUCCUCUUCCUCGCAGGACCGGCCGCGCCGCAAGGUGACGCGUCCCAGGAAGUUCCCCUACGCCGAAGGAGCGCACAGCGGCACGGUAACGACAGCCGAUCCCCUGACAGCCCAGGUGGCCCAUAGGAGCGCAGACCCCAAGGCGUCGGAGGAGGCCAGCUCCUCCGGGCUGGAGACCGGGCCGCCCUCCUCUGGCCUCGAGAACUGCGCGGAGCCCGGAGUCAGCCAGUCGGAUUCAGAGAACAAGGAUCCGUCCUCCAACACGGGAUCGGAGGAUGUGGACUUCUACCCCAGAAAACGGGGACGCCCCUCUAAGCGGUUUCUCCGAAAGAAAUAUAAGAAAUACAUGACCCGCAAGUACUACUACAAAUCCCACAAGCCCCUGCUGAGGCCCCACAACUGUCGCGUCUGUGGGUCCCGGUUUCUGUCGCAGGAGGACCUGCGCUUCCAUGUGGAGUCCCACGAGGGCAACGACCCCGAGAGCUUCAGGUGCCUGCAGUGUGCAUACCGGUGCAAGCGCUGGUCCUCACUGAAGGAGCACAUGUUCAACCAUGUGGGAACCAAGCCCUACAAGUGUGAGGAAUGUGACUACACCAGCGUGUACAAGAAGGAUGUGAUCCGCCACUCCGCUGUGCACAACAAGGACAAGAGAAAAAAGUCAGACUUGAUUCCCAAAAUCACCCAGUACCCUUGCCCGGUGUGCAACCGUGUGUACCCCAUGCAGAAGCGCCUGACGCAGCACAUGAAGACCCACAGCACAGAGAAGCCACACAUGUGCGACAAGUGUGGGAAGUCAUUUAAGAAACGCUACACCUUCAAAAUGCAUCUCCUCACACACAUCCAGAGCUAUGGGAACAGGUUCAAGUGCGAGUUCUGUGAGUACACGUGUGACAACAAGAAGCUUCUGCUCAACCACCAGCUGUCCCACACCAGCGACAAGCCCUUCAAGUGCGACUACUGCAAGUACUCCACCACCAAGGAGGACUUCCUGGUGUCGCACAUGGCCAUCAAACACACCGGAGAGAAGCCGUUCUCCUGCGACUUCUGCCACUUCAUGACGAAGCACAAGAAGAACCUGCGCCUCCACGUGCAGUGCCGGCACCCCGAGACCUUCGAGGAGUGGUGCAGGUUGCACCCCGAGGAGCCGCCCCGCCGCCGCCGCCCCUUCUUCACCCUGCAGCAGAUCGAGGAGCUCAAGCAGCAGCACGACCACACGCAGACAGUGCAGGAAGGCAUCCGCGGGCCCAUCGUCUCGAUGGAGCAGGUCGCCUUUCAAGCGAUGCAGCCAGUGGGGAACUCGGGGGUCUCUCAAGACUCCCUGGAAAAUGCCACUAUUAUCUAUGAGCAAGCAGGGACCACUGACCUGUCCGCCCAGAACGCGCUGGACCUGCUUCUGAACAUGAGCAACCCCCGAGAGCUGGCGGGCAACUCCCUGCAGGUGGCUGUGCUGAAAUCAGAUGAGGCAGGAGGACUGGAGGGGGAGGAGGUGGGCUCUGCCCAGCAGCCCCCCGCCCAGCCGCAGAAGGUGGUCACGUUCCAUGUGAGCGAGCAUGGAGAAACCCUAGUGCAGGAGGCCUUCGCACCCGGGCCCACAGAGGCGGGCACAGGGAUCGCCCAGAUCGCCAUCAGCGCCUACCCGGGCGCCGGGGACUUCAGUGUGGUGGAGCAGACUGCCGAGGAGAUCCACAGCACCUCUACGGUCUACAGCAGUGCAGAUGGCAGCCCGGAGAGGGCGCGCCCUGUGGUGGUGAGCAGCAGCUCUCUUUCCGGGACCCUGAAGGAGCACGGGGGCAAAUACUACCUGGCCUCGGGGCUGAGCGCGGGCACGCUGCAGCAGGUGGAGCUGAGCAGCAAGACCACCAGUUCCCCACCUCCAGGGUCCUCCCCCCAGCAGCAGCUCAGCUCCAAGAAAUUCUCCUGCAAGAUCUGCAAGGCCUCCUUCCUCGGCCGCGCUGACAUGGAGAGCCACAAGAGGGCGCACAUCGGCCCCCACGUUUUCAAGUGUCCCGACUGCACCUUCACCGCGUCCUCCUGGCCGGACGUCAGGGUCAGUCUCGCUGUUCUCUGCCAGGAUCACAUGAUGCAGCACGCUGACCUCCGGCCCCACAAGUGUUACCACUGCAGCUUCGCCUCCAAGAACAAGAAGGACCUGCGCCGGCACAUGAUGACCCACACCAACGAGAAACCCUUCGCCUGCGACGUCUGCGGACAGAGGUUUAACCGUAACGGACACCUCAAGUUCCACAUGGAGAGGCUGCACAGCCUUGAUCCCUCUCCGCGCAAGACGCGGCUCGGGGCCGCCUCCCACAAGGCCAUCAUCAUCAACGGUGAAGAGGAGGCCCUGGCCACACUCCAGACUCUGCAGGCUGGCCAGGCGGUGAUCUCCCCCGAGAGGCUGCAGCAGGCGCUGGGGCAGGAGCACAUCAUCGUGGCGCAGGAGCAGCCCCUGUCUGACCAGGGGGAGACUACGUAUAUCCAGCAGAUCACCACGGUGGACGGACAGACGGUUCAGCACCUGGUGGCUGCGGAAAACCAGGUGACUGAGGUCCAGUACAUCAUCUCACAGGAUGGGGUCCAACAUCUCAUUCCUCAGGAGUAUGUGGUGGUAUCUGAGGGCAACCACAUCCAGAUGCAAGAUGGGCAGAUAGCACACAUCCAGUACGAUCAGGAUGGAGCUUUCCUGCAGGAGCAGCAGAUUGCGGUGACCCACGAUGGGCAGAUACAGUACGUUCCCAUCAGCUCGGAGCAGCAGAUCGUGACUCAGGAGGACCUGGAAGCUGCGGCCCAUUCUGCUGUGACAGCUGUUGCAGACGCGGCGAUGGCGCAGGCCCAGACCGUCUAUGCCACGGAGGCCACGCCCGAGCAGCUGGAGCAGAUGCAGCAGCAGGGGAUCCAGUAUGAUGUCAUCACCAUCACGGAAGACUAGGAGAGACCUGGUCUGGGUGUCGGAUGAUCACACACUGCCCCCUGCUGCUGGGGGCUGGAAGCUGCACUUUCAGAACACUGCUGCUGCCUGUUCUCCUCCUGGUGGGAUCCUUUUUUUCUCAGGGGUCUCUGUAGCAGGACAUGACUGGAGAUCACAGAAACGGGCAGAAACAGAAUAAACUUCUUCCUGCUCGGAGGUUAUGGUCCAAAUUACUAACAAGAUUACCUGAAACUGUAAAAGCACUACAAAAUGAUUAUGGCAGUCUUUUCAAAUUCACUUAUUCUUGAGAUGCCUUGUCCAGUCUUAGGCUGUAGCUGAGUCUUAAACUGGUAGGAAUAAGGGGGAGCCCCUGGUGAGAGUUUCUGUGGUUUCUUUUCAAUUGAACAUAUUUAAGAGAUUUUGUAAAUAUUGAUGUCAAUAUGAGAUAUUAACAUAGUUACAGCGCAAUUUAUGCAAGAAUUCUUGAUUUUCUUUUUUGUGCAAGUAGACAGACACUUAAGAGCAGGUGCAGUGCUGCACACUGAUGAAAGAGCAGAUAUAAUAAGCUGAAAGCUGAUACCAAAGAAACCUUUACUUCCUAAAUUCAGAAGAAUAGAAAAGAAAGAAAAUUCAAUCAGAAACAGAAAAGGCAAAUAAACAGCCGGAGUCACUUCUAA